UAGUUACUGAGUUUUUAACAGGUUCACAAGAUGGCGAAGACGUAUGACUACUUGUUCAAGUUGUUACUCAUCGGAGAUUCUGGUGUUGGGAAAACAUGUGUACUGUUCCGUUUCUCCGAGGACGCCUUUAACUCUACUUUUAUUUCUACAAUAGGUAUUGAUUUCAAAAUUAGGACGAUAGAACUUGAUGGAAAGAAAAUUAAAUUACAAAUAUGGGAUACUGCUGGGCAGGAGCGGUUCAGGACCAUAACUACAGCUUACUACAGGGGUGCCAUGGGUAUAAUGUUAGUAUAUGAUAUUACAAAUGAAAAGUCAUUUGAGAAUAUACGAAACUGGAUCCGCAAUAUAGAGGAGCAUGCUUCCCAAGAUGUGGAAAAGAUGAUUUUAGGAAACAAAUGUGAUAUGAAUGACAAGCGGAUGGUAUCCAAGGAGAGGGGCGAACAGUUAGCAAUAGAACAUGGUAUCAAGUUCAUGGAGACGAGUGCUAAAGCCAGCAUCAAUGUAGAGGAUGCUUUCUUCACACUGGCGAGGGAUAUUAAGGCAAAAAUGGACAAAAAACUGGAAGCUUCCAGUGCACAGAACAAAGGAGGUGGAGUCAACCUUAAAGAAAAACCUCAGCAAAAGAGUUCAAGGUGGAGAUGUACCAUACUGUGAAUGUUAAGUGUGUUCUGAUUGGAUAUAAACUGUCAUGUGAUACCCUAAAGACCAUAUGAUUGGCUUUGAGGUAUUUCUGUUGGGGCUAUACCAAGGAGCAGAUGUUGGAUAUGACCUUUCUGUGUGGUAGAGCCAGGGUCAAACGUACUAAACCUGAUCUUCGCAUUGGAGAGUUCUGUUAUUAUGUUUUAAAUGGAUACUAUCAUAUUAGUUUGUUUGACCCUUGACCCCAUGAGCCUUCUUAGUAAAGGAAGAUAAUACUGUUCUAUUUGAUGUGACUUAGAAUUUAAUAAUUUCUUCAUGUUACUGAUCAUAUGUGAUGUCACCAAAAGAUGAGAUCACAAUAAGAUGACAUCACAGGCAAAUGACAUCACAAAGUGAUGACAUCAAAAAAUGAUGACAUCACAGGUAGAUGACAUCACAUGCAGAUGGCUCGCUUUAGAAGAGGAUGACAUCUGAGGCAGAUGACAUCUGGUGAACUAUGACCUUAUUGAUGGAGGAUGACAUCACGUUGUGCUCAACUUCUCUUAAAUAGGAAUAAUUCUCACAAAAAGCCUGAAGUAGUUAAGUACUA
Messenger RNA from Ylistrum balloti, 1228 nucleotides. Its product is annotated as ras-related protein Rab-8A. Gene Ontology annotation, molecular function: GTP binding; GTPase activity. Gene Ontology annotation, cellular component: endosome; plasma membrane; synaptic vesicle. The transcript has 7 exons. Gene Ontology annotation, biological process: protein secretion; regulation of exocytosis; protein localization to plasma membrane. Bases 31 to 654 code for a protein of 207 amino acids. The record is from RefSeq and is a predicted model, not a curated record. NCBI's taxonomy places the organism in Eukaryota, Metazoa, Mollusca, Bivalvia, Pectinida, Pectinidae.